AUCCGCUUCAUUGUCUGCGCGAGUCGGUUCGGCCUCGUAUUCGUUUAAAGAGCGAAUCGGUGUCGGAUUUAGGAAAAAUUCUGGACUUUAUUUUUUAGGUUGAUUUGGAGGUCAAUGACCAGGCCUCUUGUUUAAUCAGCGUUCUCGUGAAAAAAUAAAAACCCUUCCGAGAGAUCCACUCGGCUUUCUGGUGUUUAUUUCUUUGUAAAUACUCUUAUUUGUAUAUACUGUAAAUGAUGACAUCAGUAGGAGGCAACCGGAACCGGGCUAACUGGGAGCAGACACAGACACAGAGCCAGUCACAGCACAAGCAGAGGCCUCAGGCCACCGCUGAGCAGAUCCGACUCGCGCAGAUGAUCUCGGACCACAACGAUGCUGACUUUGAGGAAAAGGUCAAGCAGCUAAUUGACAUCACUGGAAAGGACCAAGACGAGUCCAUGAUCGCGCUGCACGACUGUAACGGAGACGUGAACAGAGCCAUCAACGUGCUGCUGGAGGGCAGCCCCGACACCGACUCAUGGGAAAUGGUGGGAAAGAAGAAGGGGGUGUCGGGCCAGAAGGAAAUCGCACAGACAGAAGGAGGAGACGAAGGGAAGGAGAAUCGAGAGAGAGGAGGAGAGAGGGACGUCGCACGUCGUAGAGGAGGAGCUCCGAGGAGGGGGCGUGGCAACAGCCGUGGACGAGAGUUCCGUGGACAGGAGAACGGUGUGGACGGCUCUAAAGUAGGCGGCGUAGCGGGCAGAGGGACGGAGCGCGGCCGCCGAGGACGAGGCCGAGGAAGAGGUGGCGCUGGCAGGAGAGGGGGGCGGUUUUCAGCUCAGGGCAUGGGUACGUUUAACCCAGCAGACUACGCUGAGCCGGCGCAGACGGAGGAGAGCUAUGCCAUGGGAAGCACUUGGAGCAACACGGGGAACUUGGAGCCGGAAGACGGUGCCAGACUCGAGUUUCCUGCAGGUGAAGGAACAAAUUGCGCACGGAAGUUCGACUCUGCUCCCGGUGCGUGGCGAACCCCGACAGAGGAGUGGGGCACUGAGGACUGGACUGAGGAUCUGUCUGAGACGAAGAUCUUCACCGCCUCCAGCGUGGUGUCCGUGCCCAUGCCUCAGGAGAACGUUACCAUAACAGCUGGACAGAGGAUUGAUUUAGCAGUGCUACUGGGGAAAACACCAACCUCGUCCUCUUCCGAGACAGAGUCUGCUCCGAUAGACGCGUCUCAGCCCCCGUCUCUAUCCCAGUCUUUGGUGUUUAGUAACUCCAAGCAGUCUGUCCCGCUCUCCCAGCCUUCCUCCAGCUCCUCGUAUAAUCAGCACAGCAUGGUGAGCAUGCUCAGUAAGGGUUUCGGUGAAGUGGGCGACUCUAAAGGCACCAGUGGGAACUCCACCACUGGCUCCCAGUUUCUGGAGCAGUUCAAGACGGCGAAAGCUCUGGCCCAGCUGGCGGCGCAGCACUCUCAGAGCGGCCCGUCCAGCACCGGGCCCUCCAGCUGGGAGUCCGGUCCCGCUUCCCUGGCACAGUACGAUCUAAAGUCUCAGACGGACACAGCGGGCCUCGGCCCCUUCACCAAGCGGCAGCCGUACCAGCCCGCCUCCUCUAGUGCGUCCUCCAUGAUGGACGCCUUCCUGCAGGAGAAAGGUCCCAUCCCCUCCACCACCUCGUCCCAGCCCACCCCGUCGCCCUCUCUGGCCCAAACUGUCUCUGCUCCGAAGCCCCCGGGCCCCGUGGUGAGCCAGCAGCCGAUCCCCUCGGGUCCCGCCGAGUCCCAGGCCUCCAGCCCUCUCCCUCUACAGCAGCAUAAACUCAAACACCAAAAGAAGAGAACCUCCAUCUCCACCAAGAUCCCGGCUUUAGCGGUGGAGAUGCCCGGUUCAGCAGACAUUCCCGGACUCAACCUGCAGUUUGGAGCGUUACAGUUCGGCUCCGAGCCCGUCCUGGCGGAGUACGACACCGCGGCUGUAGCCACCACGACACCCGGCAGCGUCACGCAGAACAGCCUCUACACCAGCGCCAGCAGUGAGCAGGGUCCUGCUCUGUCCAACGCCUCUCAGAUGGAGCUGUACGAGCAGAGAGCGAGCCAGACCCGGCGCUACCCGCCCUCCGUGUCCUCGUCCCCACAGAAAGACCUGCAGCCCAAGAACGGGUUCGGUUCCAUUCAGACGACGCAGUCUCUGGAAGCUGCAGCAGGCUCUGCAGUGUCCGUGAAGCCGGCGUCUGACUCGAACGUUCCCUCCACCGUGUCCAACAUGGCCUCCAUGUCUGAGCCGCCCUCAGGCCCCGUCUCCCUCCUGACGUCCUCCAGUCAGACGCCUCUGGCUCCACUUGGACAUGAAGACCCCUCGUCGAACACACUCCCUCCUCCACAACACAACAGUUCCCUUUCCACACCGCAGAGCAGCCUGACUCCCUCCACAGUGCGCACUUCCAACACAAGCUUACUGCAUCCAAAUGUGGACGGCGACUCGAGCCUGCACUCGUCUUCCUUCUCUGCAGUGGCCCCGUCUGCCGUUCCCCCUUCCUCCACGGUCUCUUCCUGUUCCUCCUCGGCUCCCGUCCCUCACAGCGCUCCCGUUCCUCUCUCCUCCGCCUCGGUCAGCGCCGCAUCCGCUCAGGUCAGUCUGGGUCCGGUCAGUAGUCUGGCCAUGGGCCUAAACAGUGCGGGCGGAGUCGCCUCCAUCGUCCCUCCCGCUGCUGCCGCGUCUUCAUCGUCGGCGAUAUUGGCGUCGGCCGCACCAUCGUCAGCUUCGUCACGCAGCACCGCUGCCUCAGGGAAAGCGCCUCCGAAUCUGCCUCCUGGAGUCCCUCCUCUCCUGCCCAACCCCUACAUCAUGGCUCCUGGCCUGCUCCACGCGUACCCGCCCCAGGUCUACGGCUACGAUGAUCUGCAGAUGCUCCAGACGAGGAUACCACUGGAUUACUACAGCAUUCCGUUCGCUACUCCGACGACGGCACUGACGGGCAGAGACGGCAGUUUGACCAGCAACCCGUAUUCAGUAGCUGGUGACCUGACGAAGUUCGGUCGUGGGGACACGUCCUCUCCAGCUCCGGCCACCACGCUGGCCCAGGCCCAGCAGAGUCAGACCCAAACUCACCACACCACGCAGCAGCCCUUCCUGAACCCGGCUCUGCCCCCAGGCUACAGCUACACCAGCCUGCCCUACUACACGGGCGUGCCCGGUCUGCCCAACACAUUCCAGUACGGCCCUGCCAUGUUCCCGGUGGCGCCUACGUCCUCCAAACAGCACGGUGUGAACGUGGGAGUCAGCGCGUCGGCCACAGCCUUCCAGCAGGCGAGCGGAUACGGAUCCCAUGGAUACAGCACUGGCUAUGAGGAUUUGGGCCAGGCUUCCGCAGGGAGCGGGGAUUUCUGUAAGGGCGGCUACGGCAACGCUGUGGCUGCUGCCGCCGCCGCCGCCGCUGCUUCUGCUCAAAACAAACCGGCCAGCUCAGUCACCGCGCCCGGAGUGGGAGUCUCUGUUACAUCCAGCAACACGGGUGUCCCUGAUAUUUCAGGGUCUGUUUACACAAAGACACAGUCGUUUGAGAAGCAGGGUUAUCACGCGGCAGCGGCACCGGGCGCCUCGUUCAGCGUGCCCUCAGCACUGGGCAGCGGUGGCCCCAUCAACCCCCCCGCCGCCGCCCCCUACCCUCCCGCCCCCUUCAUGCACAUCCUCGCUCCUCAUCAGCAGCCCCACUCACAGAUGCUGCACCACCACCUACAGCAGGACGCUCAGGCCGGCUCGGGACAGCGAAGUCAAAACGCUUCCAUCCAGCAGAAGUCCCAGAUCAACAAGUCGACCUACAACAGCUACAACUGGGGGGGCAACUAACCUGCCCUUUGUUUCCAAUCCGCUCUACACACACACACA
This is a messenger RNA of Clarias gariepinus (North African catfish), 3863 nucleotides long. It is a transcript of the gene ubap2l, whose product is annotated as ubiquitin associated protein 2-like. Gene Ontology annotation, molecular function: protein binding. The transcript has 29 exons. Lineage: Eukaryota; Metazoa; Chordata; Actinopteri; Siluriformes; Clariidae. The coding region runs from base 234 to 3824 and encodes 1196 amino acids. Gene Ontology annotation, cellular component: cytoplasm; nucleus. The record is from RefSeq and is a predicted model, not a curated record.